UGAAAACGAAACAGCACGACGAGUCCCCAGUAAAAGUUCCCCUUGCUCGCAGUUCUCGGCGCGGGUUCCUUACUUAAAAAGCUUUCGACCAAGAGCAAAGGAAAGGAUCUGGGAUCUCUGAAGACCAAGGUUUCCUUAAUCUAUCAUAAUUCAAUCGGUGGCGUACGGGGAUCACGCGUUCUUGAUCACCGACGAGGACCUGAUGGUGGAUUCUCCUCACGUGCUUCUGAACAAGCCUUCGAUCAAAGAGAUCGGCCUCGCUGUCGCUCUCCUCGUCUUCGGAACUCUCGCGAUCGUCAUUGGGAGCAUCAUGGCGUAUAAUCGCGUCGGCGGCGACAGCGCUCACGGUAUUUUCUUUGCGGUGUUGGGAUCACUAAUGUUCUUGCCAGGAUUCUACUACACGAGGAUCGCAUACUAUGCAUACAAAGGCUACAAGGGUUUCUCAUUCUCCAACAUACCACCCAUCUAAAGACCAGGCAACAUCUUUUCUUGUUUGUACAUCUCUCUCUUUGUUUUGUUGUGUAAUCUGAAGUAUGUACUUUGUAAAUUAGCUAAUAAGUACAGGAAUGAGACAUUCUGCUUAAGUUUUA
Asparagus officinalis (garden asparagus) is the source of this 590-nucleotide messenger RNA. RefSeq names its product transmembrane protein 230-like. The transcript has 2 exons. The coding region runs from base 203 to 469 and encodes 88 amino acids. Lineage: Eukaryota; Viridiplantae; Streptophyta; Magnoliopsida; Asparagales; Asparagaceae. Gene Ontology annotation, cellular component: endomembrane system. The record is from RefSeq and is a predicted model, not a curated record.